UUCCUUUCAGUAUUCUGUGGUAUGAGGAACAUGGAACCUACUUGAUUCUUGAUUGUAAUAGGUCUGUUUUUAUCGCACGAAAUUUAUUCGACAUCUGUCAUUUCCACCAAAAGUUGCAUAAAAAAACACAACUAUCAUUGUAUGAAAAAAUUUGCGAUGAGAUAACAGCUGAUGGUUGAUAUUUACCUUGGACUUUUAACGUACACUUUUUAAUGUAUCUGAUUAAACGUCUGGUGUUGAAGGUGGACAAUUUAGUUUUCACUGAUUCCAGAAAAAUCCAAAAGGGAGUUUUCUAUUGAUAUCCCUUACAUAUAUACAUAUAUAAUUUGUUGUUGAAGACGAUCGGUCAUUGGUUGGUCCAUAAAUAAAAGACAAUUCUAUAUUUUCUGGUAUAUCUUGCCUUCGCCUUUUUCUGUCCAAGGCUGUCUGUCCAUGAGAUCGUAGUGUGAUUUGUGUUAUUUGUUUGUCAUAUUAUUAAGUUUUUAUAUUUUUUAUCAUUUUAUUUACAUACCUCAAAAGCUUUGCAAUAUUUUUGUAAUAUUUAUUAAUUAGAGGAAAAUGCCUUCAAAACAACGCAAAAUUGCAGUUAUGGGCUACAGAUCAGUAGGAAAAUCGUCACUCAGUAUUCAAUUUGUAGAGGGACAAUUUGUGGAUUCCUAUGAUCCUACCAUAGAAAACACAUUCACUAAAUCUACAAGAAUCAAUUCCCAAGAAUACGAACUGAAGCUUGUAGAUACUGCUGGUCAAGAUGAAUAUUCAAUUUUUCCAUCCCAGUAUAGUAUCGACGUGCAUGGAUAUGUCCUAGUCUACAGUAUAACUAGUUCGAAAUCAUUUGAUGUUGUUAAGUCAAUAUAUGAAAAGUUAUUAGAUAUUACAGGAAAAGAACAGUGAGUAUCAUUUACCAAACAUAUUUG
Leptinotarsa decemlineata (Colorado potato beetle) is the source of this 914-nucleotide messenger RNA. Its product is annotated as GTP-binding protein Rheb homolog. The record is from RefSeq and is a predicted model, not a curated record. NCBI's taxonomy places the organism in Eukaryota, Metazoa, Arthropoda, Insecta, Coleoptera, Chrysomelidae.